This is a messenger RNA of Microplitis mediator, 8305 nucleotides long. Its product is annotated as limbic system-associated membrane protein-like. Gene Ontology annotation, cellular component: neuron projection. NCBI's taxonomy places the organism in Eukaryota, Metazoa, Arthropoda, Insecta, Hymenoptera, Braconidae. The record is from RefSeq and is a predicted model, not a curated record.
GCAAGUUAGAAGUUCAGUCGUGACGCGGACGACACGCGCGAUAGUCAACAAACGGGAUAGGGGUGUCGAUAAUUGCUGUGUGAUUUGAUCGUUAGUUUCGUAAUAGUUGCUAUUGCUAUUGCUGUUGUUGCAGUUGUUGUUGUUGUUGUUGUUGUUGCUGUUGUUGUUGCUGUUAUUAGUUAGUUUUAGUUUAGUUGAUUGCUCACGAAUUGGUGGAAGAAGAACAAUAUAAAUGGGCCAUGAGCUACGUGAUGACAAUGUUAUCGAGAGGUGUCUCUAGAUCGUGCCAUCGGCUUGUAAUAGGCGUCGUGCUUACUACCUUCAUCGUCAGCUCGAGUUCUCAGAUAGUCGGUGAGUUUCCUGAAAACAGUCAAUGGUUCGAUGAUCAUGCGAAUCCAGAUUUUAAAGAAGCUAUUGUGAAUGUCACAGCCUCUGUAGGAAGAGAAGCUAUAUUAGCAUGCGUGGUGCAAAAUCUUGGUGGUUAUAAGGUUGCAUGGCUCCGAGUCGACACUCAGACGAUUCUCACAAUCGCGAAUCAUGUGAUCACUAAAAACCACAGGAUUGGGGUUACCCACAGUGACCAUCGAACUUGGUUCUUGCACAUUCGUGAAGUACGCGAAACUGAUCGCGGUUGGUACAUGUGCCAAAUAAAUACAGAUCCGAUGAAAAGUCAGACCGGUUUUCUUGAUGUCGUUGUACCACCGGAUAUAAUCGAUCACGAGACAAGCACAGACAUGGUUGUACGAGAGGGUAGUAAUGUAACACUACGCUGCUCAGCAACCGGGUCACCGUCUCCAAAUAUCACCUGGCGUCGUGAAGAUGGCCAGAUAUUCCUCGGGAAUGACCAGAAAGUUAAAAGUGUCGAGGGAUCGUAUUUACGAAUAGUCAAAGUUACUCGUGGACAUAUGGGAUCAUAUUUGUGCAUCGCGUCGAAUGGUGUGCCGCCUUCAGUCAGUAAAAGGAUCAUGCUAAUUGUUCAUUUUUCACCGAUGAUAUGGAUACAGAAUCAACUGGUUGGUGCUCGAAUUGGCCAAAUGAUGUCACUUGAGUGUUUGUCAGAAGCAUAUCCUAAGUCAAUAAACUAUUGGACGAAAGACAAAGCUGAAAUAAUUGCUCAAGAUGGCAGAUAUGAGCCGGUUCUUGAUGAAAAUGCUUACAAGGUCAAAAUGAAACUAACAAUACGUUCCGUUACUCCUGCUGAUUUUGGUACAUAUAAAUGUGUGUCCAGAAAUUCUUUAGGUGAUACUGACGGAACUAUUAAGCUCUACGAAAUCACAUCAGAUAACGAGCACGAUGCAUACGGUGACACUGAAUACAGAGGAAAGUUGAGAAAAAAUUCGGGUAAUAAUUUGCUUGAUGGAAAUCAAGAUAUGCCGAAAGAACGAGACUUAAAGCUACGGGGACGAAAAGAUAACGACGCAGAUGAGGAUGAAGAUUACGAUGAGUCAAGAUCAGGAUCUAUGCACUACUUGUCAGUCGUCAUCGUUGCAUUGGUACUUUGCUUUCAUCAGCAUCUACAGCUGCAGUCUCUUCAUACCGCUUGAGAGGAUAAACCUCCGCUUCACUUCCUUACUACGUCAUUAGGAUCAUCCACUAGAGUAAAAACACGCAAGAGAGACAGCUUAUUUAAUGUACGACCCGUUAAAAUCGGUCAUCAAAAAUGUAAAAGCUUAAUACUCUUAAAAUACUGACGAUAACAUUAAACUCCUUAACAGCUUCUAAAUAAUAAGAUAACGACAAGCGUUAAGCUGCGAUUAUAAUUACCAGUGAUAAUAAUUAAUUAAUUAAUCAUCAGUAAAUAUAAAGACAAAAUAAAAUAAACAUCAUAAUGAUGUUUUGUACAGUAUCGAUUUUAAAUUUAUAUUAUAAUUACAAAACAAUAAAUACGUGCGUGCUUAUUUCAACAAAACUGUUUUAUAAAAAAUAUAAAAACAAAGUAUAUAUUAAACCAUCGCAUUUAAUAAUAUUAAUAAAUAUGAGUCAAUAGUGCAUAUGUAAGUUUAUUUAUUAAUAAAAUAGAUUUACAGAAGCUUUAAUAUGUACUGUCGUCGAUAAAUGCAUUCACGAUUCAUAUAAUUAUAUAAAUAUAAAUAAUACACAUACAUAUGUAUAUCUAUACAUACAUGAAAAUAUAAACAUGCCACGAAUGUAAAUAAAUUACGCCCAAAAAAAAUAUAUGCAUAUAUAUAUAUUUAUAUAUAUGUUUAUGUGAAAUAAAUGUAUGUAGAUCAUGACUACGAUUAAAUAUAAUAAAAUUAUAUCAUACAGAGAAUAUUUACACGCAUCGCUUCGAUGUUAUAUCAUAAAAUAAUAAAUACGUUAAUGGUGCCUUACACCUUUAAUAUAAAUUCAAAUAUUUAUACUUGAUAUAUAUUUAUAUUUAUAGUUCUGUGGAAAAAAUAUGUAACAAUGAGGAUUUCAAGAUAUAUUUUUAUGCGUAAAAAUUAUAUAUUUAUUUGUGCAUUUAUAAUUAUUAUAUAGUUAAGUACUUAAAUUAAUAUGAAAUUUUUUAUUUUAAAUUUAAAUCGAAGUAAUGCGUGUAAUUUAAUGAAUAAUGGAUAAUGUACAGUAGAGAUUAUUUAAAAUAAUGUACGUAAUUAUUAUAAAAAGUUUAUGUGUGCAACAAUAAUUCGAAUGACGUUCCGAAUGCCAUUUAAAUACACGCUUGAAUAUAAAUAUAAAUAUUUGUAUAAUUAAUAACAAUUUUAUUUAUAUAUGUAUGCGUCAGUGUGAACGUCUAGGGGAUUAUAGUACGUGUUAAUGUCGUAGGGUAGUUGAGAUAUUUAUUGUACGACCUUUUGAUCUUUUACAAACAAGAGGGUGAAGCAGAGAUUUCUGUUAAUCUUACGUUUAUUUUUUCGAGUAUUAAUAGUCGUUAUGUAUUGACAGUUCGGGUUUCAAUUUAUCAAUGAAAAGUGAAAGAUUGUUGGUGAAAUUUGAAAGUUUUAAUAAAAUAAAUUUGUAUGAAUAAUUAAAAUUAGUUUGGGAGUUGAAGAACGUCCUGUUCAGCUAAAAAUUAAUAUUUAUGUUGAAGAUAAUCUCUUUUAAUUACAAUUCGUAAAACUCUCGUUGAGAAACAAGUGAAGUGUAAAAGUAACUGAGAAAACAUAAAUGAAAAUGAUAAAAUUAGAAAUAUCACUCUUGCAUUUUUCUGUAAUCAAAUGAAUCGCGUUAAAUUUUUUUUUAAAAUUGGCAUGAGUAGCUCAAAUUUUUGAAGGCUCACAAAAAUACUCUUUUGCCAUACCUACAAUGAUAGUUCAAAUUUCUGCCCUGUUUGGAGGAAAGAAAGUUCUUUCUUUCAUGAGAAAACGAAUGGAAAAAUUUGCGCACGUGCGAUUUUUCCGACAGAGGCAAAAAUUUAAACUUUCAAGUGCAGGUUUAGUGAAAAAUCGUAUACACGUCACGGAGGAAGCUAACUCUUUUAAAAUAUAUCAUUGAAAAGACCUGCAAAUCAGUGAAUAUUCACUACGAAACAGUCCCAAGUAUGUCACUGAUUUAAUUAGUGAUAUACUUGGGACUAUUUGUGCAGUGAAUAUUCACUGAUCGGAGUACUUUUUACUGAUUCAUUUUAAGAGAGAUGACUCUAAUCAGCGUGUCGGCAAUUAUAUACACGGGUUGGAAUGUCUUACUUUUCUCCUUCGGUGUGUAAUAUACUAAUUUAUGGUUUUUUUAAAUUUGCAGUCGAGUCGCAUUAUGAGUCCGCCGACUUAUAUUUCUAUUGAAGACAUUCCCCCUCUAUGGCUAUGAAAAUAAUCAUGUACACAAUCAUACGCUUGUAAAGUAGGGGAAGUAUGAGUUACGGCGUUCGACUGCUGAGCAGAUGUGGGGGUAAAGGAAUUCUUAGAUUAUAUUCCCUUACACUCCUGUAGGCGGGUUCAUACUGCGACUCGACUGUAUUAUAGUUGUUUUUUUAUAUUUAUUCGAGCUGAUAAAAUAUAACAAAAAAAAUUACGCAUUUAAAAUUUAUGAAAAUUUCAAUUUUAUUUGAAAAAAAAAAAAAAUAAUACAGUCAGACCUCAUUGUAAGACUAUUUGCUGUCUCUUUUAUAAACCAGGUAUUGCGAUAGUUUGAGAGAGAAACUAAUAGUCUUAUAACGAGGUCAUACUGUAAUAAUUUUUUAAUGAAAAUAAUCCAAAUAAAAUGACAUUUAAUUUAAAACAAAAUUAAUAAUAUGUUUGGCAUUUACGGAUACUUGCUCUGUGAUACUCAGAGUUAAAAUAAAGAUCGUCAAUCUACUGAUCGAUCAAAAAUAACUUUAUGGUGAAAUUGCAAUGUCGGGAGUGCCUUCAAUAUCUUACUUUAAUGAUAAAUUCAUUUUAAGAAUAUAAAUUUAACUACAAAAAUCCUCUCCAAAAUUACUAAAGUCAUUAUAAAUGUACAUCAGUAUUUAUACCAUCGAGACAUACUUUUGAAUUCAUCAAGUAUUCAUCAUUUAAGUUAUAAUUACUUGAUAAAUUUCAAUUGAGUAUAACUUCUUACAUAUGAAACAUUUCAAUUUGUCGAAUCAUUUAAUUUUAUAUAAAUUUACUUUUAACCCUAGAGCGAAUAAUUUUUGUACCAUAAAUUUUUCAAUUGGCAACUUAGGAAAUAUCAUUUAUAAAAAAAAUACCCGCAAAAUUUCAAAAUAAAUAACCGGCUGCUCAAUUUCAAAACACAGCAAAUGAAAAAUUUUUCGAGAUCGAUUUCUUAGUAUUUUUAGUUCCAGUGGAGUCUUGUGAACAUGAUUCGAUGUAUAUUUCAAAAAUUUUAUUUUUGUUAGUUACUGUGUUUUGAAAUUGGGCAGUCGUAAUGCAGAGAAAAGUUGAGAUCACAUAAAAUAAAAUCAAGCGAAAAUGUUAAAUCGAUAUCAGUGCGAUGAUAACAAUAAUUAUCUCAAUUUACUUUUGAAUAAUUUGUCUAAUCAAACUUCUAAAAAAAAAAAAAAAAAAAAAACAAUCUUUCACCUUGACAUUUAAAAACUAAUGAUAACGUCAAAGUUCACAAUCAUUUUUAAAAAAAAACAAGUCAUUAGUAUAAAAAUAUUUAAUGUUACUACAACCUCUUGACAUCAACAAACGAUUAUACGCUCCCUAAAAACAGAGGAUAAAAAAAAGUUUAAUAAAAAUACUGAUCAUUGUUGAGUUUUAUUACUCACUGACUCAUAUACUUGACUCAAAGACCAACAUAAAUAGAUUUACAGCAAAAGAUUUUAUCUACCAUAGAUGAAACGCAAGUUUAAUCAUGCGAAAAUGAUCAGGUACUUCCCUACUGCUAUUGUGAAGAAAAUAAAAUAAAAAAAAUAAAUAGUCACAGAGUAUUAAACCCAUGCAUUGAGGGCAGAUUGUAAUCGUAAAAUAAUUUUUUAUUUUUAUUCAUCAGACAUAAAAAGCAAAAUUACAUACAAAACUUAUUUUAUGAAUCAGUUAUACUACUUUUCGCAUCAGUUACUCGAUACUGCUGUACAAUAUACAAAGACGACCACAUACUGGCAUAUAUAAUCACGUGAGAGACUUAAAUUCUACAUCACUAUUUAAUCACUGCCCUUACAUACUUUACAUCCCCAAGACUUUGCUCGUUAUAUUCGACAUUAUUUGAGGAUCGCAUUCAACAUAAAAUCACUUCCACACUAUUGUGUUACCCUGUAACGAAAACUUUUUAUCUGACUUAAUAUCAUUUACUCUAUUCACCCUCUGCUCUCUCAGUUAUAUAUAUAAUGUGAAUUACAAGUCAUUGAUCAUAUAAAUAAAUAGAGCGUUAGCGUAGACAGUAAAGCUGAGUGUUGUUUGAUGUAUAAUUCAACAAUCACUAACUCAAUUUAUAUUAUUUCAUAAAAUUCUCAUGUCAUAAACACGUCUCGACUGUAUAUUAAAUUCAUUGAAACCAAUACAGUUCACUGAACGAUCAAUCAUUGACUCACAUGUAAAUAAGCAAAAGGAUAUUGAUUAUAUUUAACAAAUAAUUGACUAUAAUUUCAGAUAAUAUAUAUUAUUAUUAUUAUUAAUGAUAAUUAAUAUCAGUUUCAUUAAUUGGUAAUUUAAGUAUUCAAUUAAAUGCUUUUAUUAGUUCAUAUUUAUAAGUUAAUAUUUAAAUGUGCGACUUUUAUAACAUAUAUAUAAAUAUCUGAAAAAAAACAAUUUGGAUCGAUCUAGACCGAAGUUAAGUAAUUCAAAUAUUCGGUUCGAAUUUCUAAGAUUAAAUCUCAACUCAUUAAAAUUUAAGAAUUUGUAGAAAAAUUUCCACAAUUAUUUUGGGUCUAAGAUCUACAUAAAUAUAAUGAGAUAAAAGUGAAUCUAAAUUUUAAAGACUGAGGUCUAGUGAGACUUGAAUUAUUUUUUCUACCCAGGUCCAAAAAAUAACUUGAUUUUGGCGUGAUUUUAAAAAUUGAAAAUAAAACAAGUCAAGUUUAAGUUAGUUUUUUAAUAAAUGAAAAACACAUUUGGUUUUGACUUGCUUUUGACUAAGUUGUCUUACUUAGUACCGAUUUACGUCAACUAAGUCACAUUCAAGUCAGGUUUGAUUUAAAAUUAAGUCAUUAAAGUCAAAUUUAACUCAACAUGACUUUAAUUUGACUUAAUUGACGUUCAGUUUGGAGUCAAAUAAGUUAAAUCCAAGUCAAACUUGACUUAAAUUUGACUUUAAUUACUUAAAUUUGUCAUUGAAGUCAGAUCCACGUUAACGUGACUUUAAUUUAGCUUAAAUUUACUUCAUUGAAGUCAAAUACAAGUCAACAGGAUUUAAAUCUAAGUCAAAUAAGUUAAAUCCAAGUCAACGCGACUUCAAUUUGACUUAAAUUUACUUCAUUGAAGUCAAAUACAAGUCAACAGGAUUUAAAUUUAAGUCAAAUAAGUUAAAUCCAAGUCAACGCGACUUCAAUUUGACUUAAAUAUCCUUCAUUGAAGUCAAAUAUAAGUCAACAUAACUUUAUUUUAAGUCAUGUAAGUUGAAUUCAAGUCAAACUUGACUUAAAUUUGACUUCAAUUUGUCAUUGUAGUCAAAUCCAAGUCAACGUUUCUUUAAUUCGACUUAAAUUUUUAAGUUAAAAAAGUCAUAUUGAAGUUAAAAAAAAGUAAGUGUAGCGAAAAUUAAGUUAAUUGAGUCAAAUGCAAGUCAAAAUAAUUACAGCAGUCGAAAUAAAAUUAAUUUAGCCAAAAGUCAGUCUAAAAAUUCGAAGUCAAGUUAUUUUUUUGACCCGGUUGGGUACGAAAUUGUUUUAUUAAUACGCACGUCAAUGGAUAAAAUUAUUUUUUUUAUGCUUUUUGAAUAUUAUAAUAAAACAAUAUCCUUAUCAUAAAAUUUGUAUUUGUAUGUUAACAAAAGAGUAAUUAGUGCAAAUGAAUAUAUAUAUAAAUAAUUUAUCAAAUCUCUUUACGGACUUAUGAAAAUUUAUGAAAAAAUAUUAUCUUAAAUAUCUCGAAAGAAAAGUAUUUAAUAUAUUAAAUUUGAAAAAUUUUAUUUUGGAAAAUAGAUUAAAGUUUAAUAAAAUUUCUUUUGUCCGUUAGAGAGUUAAAUAUAUACUAGUAUUUAAAUUAAAAAUAUAAGAGAUAUCAAUGCUACUUAAUUUGCAUGUAUUGCGCCUGAGUAAUGUAAAAAAAAAAAAAAAACAUAUUGCACAUUAUAUUUGUACAACCAAUUGCAUUUAAAAAUGUAUAUAAGAAAAAAAUAUAUAUGACGUACAUUUAAUUGAAUGAUAAAAAAAUUGAUUACAUCGGCCUCUUGGAAAAUUCACCCGACAAUAUUUUUAUGAUUACAUGUAAAAAGAAUUUAAAUGAUAAGAGAAAAAAUAUAUACGCUAUUGAAAAAUAUAUUAAUGACAGAAACGUAUAAGAGCAAUUAUAAUAGUAUUUAAUGAUUACGUUAAUUAUAUUAAUUGAAUAAAAAAUAAAUAAUAAAAUAACUCACCGUCUAGUGUAUAUGUAGUACUUAGUUUUGUAAUUAUGGAAAUAAUUUAAUUAAUUUUAUUAAAUAAAUAGGAUUUUAAAAUUUAAUGGUCUAAGGGUAGUAAUUUUUAAAGAAUUAUCUUCAACCUUAAUGCAGUGUAUUGACGCUUUUUAUUAUUAUUUUCUUUAUAUAUAUAUAUAUAUAUAUAUAUAUAUAUACUGUGCUAGUAUAUUAAAGUCUGAGGUGUCUGAAUUAAUAAUCCAUUUUACACGAUAUUAUAAUACCAAUUCGCCGUAACCCUCACUUUACUUUGCAUAUCUACUAAAAUAAUUAACCCUAUGAGAACGUCAAUUAAAUUUUCAUUGCCUCAAAUUAUUAAAAUACAGGCAGUUAUUUUAAGGUCACAUUUUUUGAGGUACUCAAGAAAUCGUUUUUUUUUUUUGGUCAC